GACUGAGGAAUUGUUUUUUUCCUUCCAAUUCUUCUUUGUCUCCAAAACCAUAUCUUGUCAAUACAUUUCCUCAUAUUACUGAGCUCCUAAACUUACUACGUGUUAAUUAAUUCAACAGGUGUGUAUUAAGGCACUGUGCCAACCGCUGAGGAUUCGAUCAUUCAGAGCAAACAAGACAUGAUUCCUGACCUCAAGGGGCUCACAGCCUGCCGCGGCGCUGCUAACCACAGCUGGGAAUGAAGGAAUUCCUCCGCGUACGGAACUGCAGGGACUCUCAACAGGGCGGCUCCCAUUCACACACAGAGCGCGGGGGCGGCCACAUUGCCUCCUGAACAAAGCCGCUGAGGAUGCGAGGUGUCAAAGCAGCCCUGUACGGAUCAGCGCAGGCUCGGAGGCCACUCGCUCUGCUCGCCCAGACAGGAAGCGAGAGAGUUCAUCCAUAUGGAUGUGACCGGCGUUUGGGGACCUGAAAACACAGCCGCAGAUCUGUUUUGAUGAAGUGUCCGUGUCACGGGAGCGCUCACGUCCUCUGAACCAGUUCAGUCCUGUCUGCACGCCUCCAACUGGGACUGAGAAACAUUUACCAGGUAUGUACCUUCCAAUAAAAUUUAAACAGAAAACAGGUCGAAAUCAACAUUUAGGUCCAUGAAUAUUGAUUGGCAGGAGAGUUUGCCGAGUUGAAGGAAAAUAAUAGAGUAUUGGAAUUCAGUUGCUGGUUCUUUCUAAGGAAUAAAGAAAUACAUUCCAUAGUUUUCCAUUUGGUCAUUGCCUUUCUUAUUGCCAGGGAUCUCCGUCUGCAGUUAAAUCUUUAUAGAGAUCUAUCCAUGUGUAUGCCUUACGAAAACAUUUUACAAAUAUAAUUGCUGGUUCAUGGGGGGGGGGCGGAGUAAGUUGUCAGUAAAUCAACAUGUAACAUCUUCACUCUAUACAAUUAAAAAACCUUGUCUAAGUUCUACGUGGUCAGAAGAGGACUUCCUUCACAUGGUGCUUGCUGAACAUUCUGCGAGGACCCAACGACCUUCUCCCACGGGUUGGCCUGUCAUCCACCCAACUUCUGGUCCUAGUUGUUUGUAGAAUGGUGAAUAGGAAGCUGCAUUCUGGGUCUGGUCUGUGAAAACGUCCUUCUGAUCACCUGUUUUGCUUUUUUCAGGCAUCUCUUCUUUUAGAAGAGAGCAGAAAAGAUGAAGUCCCAGGGGUUAGUAUCAUUCAAGGAUGUGGCUGUGGAUUUCACUCAGGAGGAGUGGCAGCAACUGGACCCUGCUCAGAGGACCCUGUAUAGGGAUGUGAUGCUGGAGAACUACAGCCAUCUGGUCUCCAUGGGGCAUCCAGUUUCCAAACCCGAGGUAAUCUCCAAGUUGGAACAAGGAGAAGAUCCAUGGAUCAUUAAGAGAGACAUAUCAAAUUGGAUUUAUCCAGACAGGAAGAGUAACCUUGACAACCCCCAAUCAUGUAUUUUUGGGUCUUUUUCCUUCCAUAAUAAGACACUUAAAGGAGUCACAAAGGAUGGUUCAUUGUACUCCAUUUUAAAAGUAUGUCACAUUGAUGGCCAGCUGCAGAGAUGUCCACAAAAUCAAGACAGACUUUUCAGUCAAGUAACAGUUAUCAGUAACAACAGAGUGACUCUGGAGGCAGGCCAUAAAUAUAAGGCAUUGGGGAAAAUGUUUCAAGAGUUCAUAGAGCCAGAUACUUCAAGACAAAGACCCCAUAACUAUGAUGAAUUUAAAAAGUACUUGAAAUCUAAUAUUGACCUACCUAGUUGUAAUGAGAUUGGUUCAAGAAAAAAUCCUGAUGAGAGAUUUGGAUGUGAAAAAUCAUCUAGCCACGAUGUGUCCAAUUCUAAUCUUGAGAAAAUUCAAAAUGGAGUAAUACCCUGUGAUGGUAAAAACAUUUUAACUAGACAAUCCCUUCUUCAUUAUAAGAAUGUUGAAACUAAAGAGAAAACCUGUGUAUGUAUUACAUGUGGAAAAGGCUUUGCUAAGAAGUUACAGCUUAUUGUACAUCAACGAAUUCAUACUGGAAAGAAACCAUAUGAUUGUGGUGCAUGUGGGAAAGGGUUCAGUGAGAAGUUUCAUCUCAUUGUACAUCAGAGAACUCAUACAGGGGAGAAACCUUAUGAAUGUUCUGAAUGUGGAAAAGCCUUCUCUCAAAAAUCAUCUCUCAUUAUACAUCAGAGAGUCCAUACUGGGGAAAAACCUUAUGAAUGUAGUGACUGUGGGAAAGCCUUCUCCCAGAAAUCACCCCUCAUUAUACAUCAGAGAAUCCACACUGGAGAGAAACCUUAUGAAUGUAGAGAGUGCGGUAAGGCCUUCUCCCAGAAGUCACAACUGAUUAUACAUCAUAGAACUCAUACUGGAGAGAAGCCAUAUGAGUGUACUGAAUGUGGGAAAGCCUUCUGUGAGAAGUCCCACCUCAUUAUACAUAAAAGAAUUCACACUGGAGAGAAACCCUACAAAUGUGAUCAAUGUGCAGAAGCCUUCAGCAGGAAGACAGAACUCAUCACACACCAGUUAAUUCAUACUGGGGAGAAACCUUAUGAAUGUACUGAAUGUGGGAAGACCUUCUCCCGGAAGUCACAGCUCAUCAUACAUCAGAGAACACAUACUGGAGAGAAACCCUACAAAUGCAAUGAAUGUGGAAAGGCCUUCUGUCAGAAAUCACAUCUCAUUGGACAUCAGAGAGUCCACACAGGAGAAAAACCUUAUAUAUGUACUGAAUGUGGGAAAGCCUUCUCUCAGAAGUCCCACCUCCCAGGACAUCAGCGAAUUCAUACAGGAGAGAAGCCUUACAUGUGUGCUGAAUGUGGAAAGGCCUUUUCUCAAAAGUCAGACCUUGUUUUACAUCAGAGAAUUCAUACUGGGGAAAGACCCUAUCAGUGUGCUACAUGUGGAAAAGCCUUCAUACAGAAGUCACAACUCACUGUGCACCAGAGAAUUCAUAACAAUGGCAAAACCAUAAUGAAGUGAACACAGAAAAGCCUUCAGUAUUAGCUCAAGCCUUAAUAAAUACUAGAAACCUGAGUAAUUUGAUAAAUUUGUGGAAGACAUCAUUAUACAUAAAGUUUUACAAGAUAAUUCAUGUCUGUAGUGUGAUGAUGUGUAAUUCAGCAAAGAUGAUGCAAAACUUAAUCUACAUGGCAUGUAUAGCUUUGAACUGAAUGGUCAAUAGAACAAAUUAUGUAUACAGAAUGAUGUCAAGUUACAUAUUCCUUAUUACACAAUAUAAUAAUAACCAGACAUUGUGAAAUUGCUAAUAUUAGCUUAUCAUAGUUUUGGCCAUACAGCCAGACCCUAUAGAGGACAUGGAGAAAGCUUGAAUAAAAAAUAAAUAAAUUCCUAGAAAUUGCAUUAUAAGGAGGGGCUUAGCAUGACCCCUAAUGAUACUUGUAAAAUUCUUGUGCAAUGAUGGAAAGAGAUAGUUAAUCAAAUGCAAUAAAGGUGAUGUUUAUGUGUUUCCCCAUCUCAAGCAUAUAGAUUGACCUGUAUCUCUGGAAGUGUCCUGAACCUUGAAAUGGAUGCUUCUUGACCAGGUAUCCCCUUUAUUUCCUUCACUGGGAAUUUGGAAUGGUGGAAAGACUUUGGUACAGAACCAGAUGGUCUU
Myotis brandtii (Brandt's bat) is the source of this 3597-nucleotide messenger RNA. It is a transcript of the gene ZNF300, whose product is annotated as zinc finger protein 300. Lineage: Eukaryota; Metazoa; Chordata; Mammalia; Chiroptera; Vespertilionidae. The record is from RefSeq and is a predicted model, not a curated record. Gene Ontology annotation, molecular function: DNA-binding transcription factor activity; RNA polymerase II cis-regulatory region sequence-specific DNA binding. Gene Ontology annotation, biological process: regulation of transcription by RNA polymerase II.